UCCGGUCACAAAAGACUUUUGAUUAGACUCAAGAUCGAUCAUGGCGGUCCCUAUGAGGUUUAUGCUUUUGGCAGGCGCGCUGAUGCUUCGUGUGCUUCCCGCCCAAAGUGAGAGCGAGGAUAGCACCUGUUCAGCGCAGGAUGUCGAUGCAGGCCGUUGCACCAUGGAAGAGCAACUGGUCGACUCGUUGGCCUCCGAACUGGAUGGCGUCGCCAAGGACAUCCAGAAGAUUUGCCCCCUCUACGAUUCACAAUUGACGCCUGUAGCGAUGUGGCUCCUGGGCAUUCUGAAACGGAUCACCGGGAGGAUGUCCAUGUUGUCCCUUUGGCCUUCAGGUGUUCAUCCCGAGACCUUUGCAGACGAGUACACGGUCUCGGUCAUGACGAUCAUUGGCCGAAUCCUCAUGGGCCUCUACAAGACACGAGACCACUCCUACGUCAACGUCCCCACGGAGAUGUUGUCGGCCGAUGACCUCCUCAAGAUGGAGAACAUCCACGCUCCGCACAUCGAUGUGGACGGCAAUCCGAACUUCUACUGGUUCGAGGCAGCGCUGCCUGGAUUCCUGCUGAGGCCAGAGACCAGGGAGUGGAGUUGGAGACUGCCAAGUGGUUUUGACUGCAGGUGAUGUCAUUAUUGUGAG
Durusdinium trenchii is the source of this 640-nucleotide messenger RNA. Lineage: Eukaryota; Dinophyceae; Suessiales; Symbiodiniaceae. The record is from the annotation of a GenBank genome assembly.